GGGUCUUGUCUGAGCACCAGAACCGGCUGAAAUCCCCUGGGCUGCUUCAGAGGAGCAGGAAGGGGCCAGACAUUUGAAUUGCUUUCUACUUUUGAACCAAGAAACAAGCCAAGAAAAUGAAGUCUUUGAAAGUUCUCUCUCUGCUCCUUGCCUCUCUGAGCCUUGUUUUGAUGGAAGAGAAUGUCUCGGGCGUAAGUGUAAGGAGUCCCAGUGCCAGAGCGGUGCAGAGGCGCUACUCUGAGGCCACCCUGGCAAGCGAUUACAGCCGCACGAUGGAUAACAUGCUGAAGAAGAACUUCGUGGAAUGGUUGCUAGCCAGACGGGAGAAGAAAAGCGAGAACAUCAUUGAGCCAUACAAGAGGGAAGCCGAGCCCCAAGUAUCCGCUGUGAAUGGCCAAAGCCUGGACCUGAGCAGCCAGGAAGCCAAAGACUUCUUUGCCUGGCUUCUGAAAAACAAGAAAAGUCAGAGUUUUACUUCUCCAGAUGGAUCAGAAGAUUUGAAGGAUGUUUUGAGCCAGGAGUUUCUGACAUGGCUGAUUUCGGCUGAUCUCUGCAGACCAACGGCUCUGUAACUCCAGGACCCUCCAGAGGAGCUGCCUCUUGAUCCUACCCACAGAUAUGUUAAGGAGGAAGAUAUUUUAUGUUCCCUCUGCUCUGUGCAUAUUGUCCAAUUUGCUAAUGUAAGCAAUAAAGAGUUUAGUCUGAAGCUGAAAUAAGACUGA
This is a messenger RNA of Dromaius novaehollandiae (emu), 722 nucleotides long. RefSeq names its product gastric inhibitory polypeptide (gene GIP). The record is from RefSeq and is a predicted model, not a curated record. Gene Ontology annotation, biological process: regulation of fatty acid biosynthetic process; response to starvation; regulation of insulin secretion. Gene Ontology annotation, cellular component: extracellular region. Bases 117 to 572 code for a protein of 151 amino acids. Gene Ontology annotation, molecular function: glucagon receptor binding; hormone activity. Lineage: Eukaryota; Metazoa; Chordata; Aves; Casuariiformes; Dromaiidae. The transcript has 6 exons.